UCUUCCUUGUUUUGAACUUUCACCCCAGACUGGUGCACGCUGGAAAACCUAACCAAGUGAAGCAACGUGGAUAGUAAAGCAAUACUAGUGUUGUUUAUUACAUUCGGAGUUGGCAAAGCCGCUUUGCCGCAUGUUUUCUUGUGCCGCGGUUUAAUAAGUCGAGGCCUCCACUCGGCUGAAAGAUGGGGAAGGUUCCCAAGAAGAGGAGCGUCGCCGACAAGGUCCGCAAAGCCAAGACCUCCGUGGAAAUCAAAAACAAUCCCUUCGAGGUGAAAGUCAACAGGAAGAAAUUCGAUAUUUUGGGGAGGAAAAGCAAGCACGAUGUGGGUCUGCCCGGGGUGUCUCGAUCCAAAGCAAACAACAAGAGAAAAGAAACCCUCCUGAAGGAAUACAAACAAAAGGGCAGGUCCAGCAAAUUCAUCGACAAGCGCUUCGGGGAGUACGACACCCAGAUGGCACCCGAAGACAAAAUCCUGAAGAGGUUCGCGAUGGAGAGACAGCGCGUCCACGAUAAGAAGGAUCUUUACAACUUGAACGAGGACGAGGAGCUGACUCAUUACGGCCAGUCGCUGGCGGAGAUGGAGAAAUUCAACGACGCUGUGAACAGCGAUGAUGAGUCUGAAGAGAAAGGUCUUUUAUCAGCUGAGCUGACGGCCUCCCACUUUGGAGGAGGAGGGGGUCUCCUGAGAAAGAAAACAGGGGAGCAGCAUGACGGGGAAGAAACUUACAGAGCCAAGUCCAGACAGGAGCUCAUUGAAGAGCUCAUCCAGAAGUCCAAGCAGGAGAAGCGGGAGCGACAAGUGCGUAAAGAGGAGUCUCAUGAGCUGACUGAGAAGCUGGACCAGGAGUGGAAGAGCAUCCAGGCUCUGAUGGUGAAAAAGACGCCCAAGGGCGACCGUGCCGAGGAGGAGAAGCCCAAGCUGGAACAGUAUGACAUGAUGGUCAGAGAGUUGGUCUUUGAGAUGAAGGCUCAGCCCUCGGAGAAGUUGAAAACCCCGGAGGAGCUCGCCCGGGAGGAGAGGGAGAAGCUGCAGAAACUAGAGUCCGACCGCCUGAGGAGGAUGAUGGGGGACGAGGUCGGGGAGAGCUCACAGAGUCAAAGCCACAUCUCUGCUGAUGACCUCCACGACGGCUUCAUCCUGGAUAAGGACGACGAGAAGACCCUGUCUUAUCAGGAUGGCAAAUGGAACAUCGGAGAGGAGGCUGACAAAGAUAAGGCUGAAGAGGACGAUGAAGAAGAGGGACACAGUGGAGAGGAGGAGGGGGUGGAGGAGGAGGAGGGGGAUGGAGAUGGGGAGGAGGAGGAGGAGGAGGAAGAAGAAGAUGGGGAGGAGGAGGAAGGGGAGCAGGAGGGCAGCGAUGAUGAAGAAGAUGGUCACUCGGACCUGGAGUCCGAGCAGGAAAGCGACGAUGAGGAGAGAACAGAGACCAGUGCCCAACCGAGCCUGAGCAAAGAGGAGAUGAAGGCCCAGCAGGAAGCCGCCAAAGCAGAGCUCCCGUACACAUUUACUGCUCCAGAGAGCUACAGUGAUCUGAAGGCUCUGCUGCAGGGCCACACCCCUGACAACCAGCGCCUCAUUGUGGCCAGGACUCAGAAGAGCAACCACGCCAGUUUGGCUGUGGGCAAUAAGCUCAAACUGCAGAAAAUGUUUGGCUUUUUGUUGGAGUACAUCGGAGAACUGGCCACCAGGAGUCCACCUGAACUCGCCACCGUAGAUAAGCUCAUACCAGAGUUGUACACUAUGUGUCAGAUGUUUCCAGAAGCUGCCUGUAAGGCCAUGCAGAGCAUCUUUGCAGACGCUGGUCAUAGCGUGGAGGAGGUGCUUGAGGUCAAAGGGCAUGUUCCUUUCCCAGCGCUGGACAUGCUCAUCUACCUGAAGGUGACGGGGCUGCUGUUUCCCACCUCAGAUUUCAGACACCCCGUCACGACUCCGGCGCUGCUUUACAUCAGCCAGGCGCUCACCAAGUGUCCGGUGAGAUCUUUGCAGGACGUGACGUCGGGUUUGGUGCUGUGCUGUCUCGCGGUGGAGUACGUCACCUUCUCAAAGCGCUUCCUGCCAGAGCUCGUCAACUUCCUGGCUGGGACGCUGCAUCUGGCCGUGAAGGACAAGACGUCCCUCGGCUACACGGUGGUGCCGCCCUUCAGGCCAACGGGGAGGUGCAGCGAUCUGCUCGUGUUGGCGGACUCCGAGUCCCGCAAGAGCUGGACGAAGAAGAGCCUUCCGCUGUCUGCGACCCGACACCUGGAACCCCGAAGCGAGCUGGACAGAGACCACCACAGGUUGAUGUGUCUGUCCACCUGCCUGGACCUGGUGAAGCGCUGCUGUGUGCUCUACAAAGACCUCGCGUCCUUCACCUGCGUCUUUCGGCCAAUCAGGACGCUGCUUUCCGAGCACCUCUCGGCCCAGACGUUACCGGAGCUUUUGCAGGAGCUUCGCGCAGAGAUUCUGGAGAGCAUCGGCGGCGCCGCUGUGACGCGCUGUCGGCUGGUCUUGGAGAAGAAGAAGCCGAUUCCCAUGAAGCUGCUCACACCCAAGAUUGUUGAAGUGUUGGACUACGGAAAGAAACGUGGCUGCACCAGAGAGGAGCGGGAGAAGGAGCGACUGAAGCACAAGUACAAGAAGGAGUUCAAGGGCGCCCUGAGGGAGAUCCGGAAGGACACGCGCUUCCUGGCCAGAGAGAAGCUCACCGAGGUCAUGGACAGAGAUUCGGAGAGGAAGAGGAAAGUGAGGGAGCUGUUUGGCAGCUUGGCCACUCAGGAGGGGGAGUGGAAGGCCCUGAAGAGGAUGAAGAGGAAGUGAGGCACGGGCUCUUCGUCGUGUCACUCUCAGUCAGCCGUUCCCUCGUCGCGUCCAGAUGUGGAAAACGGGCCCGUUUGAGGUCGACGUCGGUGGAAUUAGGAGCCGUUUUGUACUUUGUGUUUUUUAAUGGCAGGUUGGGACAAAUCCGACUUCUUUGUCACGACACGCCUUUUAUGUUUGACAAAUACCUGUCAAAUAUCAUGAAGUAGGCGUUUGAUGCAAAAUGGGAUGCUGUUGUUGGAGGUGUCAGUCAAUGCAGCAGUUUAAUACUCAUUUUCAGAACCCGUCACUAUAAUGUUCUGGAAGAGAAAUAAAUGAAGCAUCUUUCUGUUC
Messenger RNA from Pungitius pungitius (ninespine stickleback), 3134 nucleotides. It is a transcript of the gene nop14, whose product is annotated as NOP14 nucleolar protein homolog (yeast). Gene Ontology annotation, cellular component: Noc4p-Nop14p complex; nucleolus; small-subunit processome. The record is from RefSeq and is a predicted model, not a curated record. Gene Ontology annotation, biological process: maturation of SSU-rRNA. The transcript is spliced from 19 exons. Bases 183 to 2801 code for a protein of 872 amino acids. NCBI's taxonomy places the organism in Eukaryota, Metazoa, Chordata, Actinopteri, Perciformes, Gasterosteidae.